CUCUAGGACAGAAAGCCUUCUCCCUCGCUAGACUUGACUGCAGACUCGAGCAAUGCUUCAAGCCAGCUCAUAGCACAGCCUUAAAGCGACAGAGCACAGGCCCAAGUGACAUAGCCCAAACACUGAACCUGUCGAUUUACAUCCCUCCACCCGGAUAACACACAAUACGACUCGUUCCUUCUCCCCUCAAGGAACGAAGAGCCAGCGGAAGCAUAGUGAUCCUGUGCAGCAGUGGUAGCUGAUUAGUGGACCACUGUGACAUAGCCACCGUCCUUUCUCUAGGCGUGCGGCUUUUGCAUGGGACGAAGCUUAAGUAUUACGGGCACCCCUCCCCGAGGUAGGAACGACUCGUCCUCUCGAUGAUCGUCCGCAGCAAUCCGCAGCACUUGACUGUGGUAUUGUCUCAGCCUAUUCUACACGGCAACUUCGACAUUCUGUCGAUGUCAAUGCGGGACCUGCUACGCUCUCAAUGUCUACUCUAGACUUCGUCUCUAAAACUACUCUGGGUCUCUUGGUAACCUUGCUCGUCUUAUACUGCUCCUUAUACUUUGAACAUCUUUCAUACGUGGAAAUUUCAGACGUAUCUGAGCCAUGAUAACAACUCGCUGCUAGCCUCGCGAUAGUCUUCUAGCAAACUGGCGGUCAUCAGUCCCUUCAACCAAAAACUUCGAAUAUAGUGGAAUACGCCGUGGCUGUGCCGAUUGUGUGCAUGAAACCUGGAACACACGGCUUGCAAUGACCGCACCAUGGGUCCCUGGAGAUGGAGAGCACCUGUCGAUUUUUCCGAAUCUAUAAGCACAGCAUUGCUCGAUCUACGGUAUAUAAAAAGGUCAGCCAGGACUUCCUAGAACCUAACUAUCUCAUCGAAACAGCCCUUUCGCCUCGCAAUCGACUUUUUCUUCGUAGCCUCUUUCACCUCCUAGCGCCAUGCACGCCAAAUCUGCCGCCGUCACUCUCGUCCUCGCUCUCGGCGCGUUCGCGCAGACUGAGUCCUCGGCGUUCACGUCCUCGUACUCGACCGUGACGGAGUCGUCCUCUGGCCCCGCAGGACCGUCCUCCACCUUCUUGUCGUCCUACAGCACCGACACCGUGACUUCAGGCUCCUCCUUCUCGUCGUUCACCGGGACCGGAACAGACACUCCCACUUCAACCCUGGAGUCCACGGUGGUCUCCACGUCUUCUUCCAUCAGCAGCUCCGUCUCUCUCCCCAGCUCCAGCGUCAGCUUGUCGUCCAGCGUCUCGAGCAGAUCCGGCGCCGGGUCGGGCGGGUCCCCCUCGCCGUCCACUACCGGCGGCAGCAACGGUGCUGUUGGCCUCGUCGGCCAGCACGGCCUCGUGGGCGUCAGCGUCGCGUCGCUCGGUGCCCUCUUGGGUGCCUCGUUCAUCUUCUGAGCGAUGCAGCGACCCCUCGAGCGAGGUGGAUAGAAUAGAGUGAUAUACGGUUCGGCGGCGAUUCUGAAUAGUAGACGUCGACGGUUGGACUUUCUUAUAAUUCCUUUCUUCAUAGGCGGUUUAUGUGUUUCGAGAAUACUUUGUGCUCCUGCGAUGGCGAACUUGUGGACUCUGGGGUAGAUUUUGGCUGGAUGUGUUAAGAACAGUUCAUGGAUAUGGAUUAUAUUGUGCGGCAUGCCAGCUGUUUUCUCUGUGAAUCAUGGCUACACACGCGUUGUAGGGGUUUCCCCCUUGAGAUGGAACGGACAGGAUUUAGACCGACUAGG
Coniophora puteana RWD-64-598 SS2 is the source of this 1718-nucleotide messenger RNA. RefSeq lists its product as uncharacterized. NCBI's taxonomy places the organism in Eukaryota, Fungi, Basidiomycota, Agaricomycetes, Boletales, Coniophoraceae. The transcript is spliced from 3 exons. The coding region runs from base 928 to 1392 and encodes 154 amino acids. The record is from RefSeq and is a predicted model, not a curated record.